This is a messenger RNA of Zingiber officinale, 357 nucleotides long. Its product is annotated as non-specific lipid-transfer protein 3-like. Bases 1 to 357 code for a protein of 118 amino acids. Lineage: Eukaryota; Viridiplantae; Streptophyta; Magnoliopsida; Zingiberales; Zingiberaceae. Gene Ontology annotation, biological process: lipid transport. The transcript has 2 exons. The record is from RefSeq and is a predicted model, not a curated record. Gene Ontology annotation, molecular function: lipid binding. Gene Ontology annotation, cellular component: membrane.
AUGAAGAAGGCGGCGGCGGCGGCGGCGGUGGUGGUGGUUCUGCUGGUGGUGGCGGCAGAGGCGGCGGAGGCUCAGCUGACGUGCGCCGACGUGCGGAAGAUCGUGGGGACUUCGUGCUUGAAUUACGUGACGGGGAAGGAGGCCCACGCGUCGCCGACGUGCUGCGCUGCCGUGCACGACCUGCAGGCCCGGACGCCGACGACAGCGAUGCGGCGGCUGGCCUGCAACUGCCUGAAGACAGAGGCGACGCGGAUCAAGAACAUACAAGAUCAGCUGUUGGCGGCGCUGCCCGGCCAGUGCGCCGUUUCCCUCUCCUUCCGCCUUAGCGUCCACAUCGACUGCGCCUCAAUUCCGUGA